GUAUAUAUAGAAAAACAUGGCCAACUACAGCAGGACUCCUGUUUUCCUGAAAUCUGAUUCAGUGUUAGGAGCUUUACUUCUGAAUACGAGUGCACAUGGAAACUUUGUGUAUGAUAUGGUUAUGUCCUGGAUGCAGAAUGUCAAUACCAAACAGGCUAUCGCAGGAUUAGAGUCAGAACAUGUAUUGUUGGGAGUUGACUUUUGGGAAUCACUAAAGAAUGGCAAUGUAUGGUGGAUUACUGUGCCUGGCGGUUUACAUGUUUUUACUUCUGAACAUGGUUUGGAUUUUGGGUCUGCUGCAGAAUAUGAUGAAUGGACUUUGUAUUAUAAACAUUAUGUUCAGUGUUUAGAGGAACAUUAUUCAUUGGUCACCACAGUAGAGGUGUCAGAACCGGCACAGGACUGGAUCAGUCAGGAGAUGAACAAACCUCAUAUCAGGACUCUCAAGGAAAUUUUCACUGAUGCUCAGAUCAGAAAUGGACUUCAAAUCCUCAAUGAGAGAGGUGAAACAGUGGAUUUUGCAAAGUUGUUACAAAUUUUGACCGAGAGAGAGGAUGCCAUGAUAAACGAUUACGUUGGUACGAGGCGGUACGCUUUCUCCAGAGAUGUUCAACUAGUUAUACAUGAAUGCCAUGAUAUUUAUGGAAGGGAGCCAACUCACGCAGAGUUUGAUUUUCAAUGGAACCGCAUCAAAGAACACCUAAUCAACCAGCUGGCUGAUAAAGACGUAGAGGUGACCAACAUCAACCGUGACAUGGACAGGCUCCAGGAAAGGGCUCGUCUUCUUAACAAUGAGGUUACCAUUGAGCAGGCUAGAGCUGUGCGGGAGAGGAACAGAGCAGAUCAACAACAUAGAGAGAAACUGGAUGCUUUAAAUGAUGUGAAUAUUGCAAUGGAGGCAAGAAACGAGGCCCAAGAGCUAGCUGAUGAGGCCAUAAACGGAAUAAUUCAGGAACAGAGGAAAGCCAGAGCAUUUGAGAUCAAAGCAGAGGAAGAAAGGGCCAGGUUAGAGAAGGAGAAGGAGGAAGUUAGUGUUAAGUUGGAGGAGAAGGAGGAAGAGAGGGCCAGGUUAGAGAAGGAGAAGGAGGAAGAGAGGGCCAGGUUAGAGAAGGAGAAGGAGGAAGAGAGGGCCAGGUUAGAGAAGGAGAAGGAGGAAGAGAGGGCCAGGUUAGAGAAGGAGAAGGAGGAAGAGAGGGCCAGGUUAGAGAAGGAGAAGGAGGAAGUUAGUGUUAAGUUGGAGGAGAAGGAGGAAGAGAGGGCCAGGUUAGAGAAGGAGAAGGAGGAAGAGAGGGCCAGGUUAGAGAAGGAGAAGGAGGAAGUUAGUGUUAAGUUGGAGGAGAAGGAGGAAGAGAGGGCCAGGUUAGAGAAGGAGAAGGAGGAAGAGAGGGCCAGGUUAGAGAAGGAGAAGGAGGAAGUUAGUGUUAAGUUGGAGGAGAAGGAGGAAGAG
This is a messenger RNA of Ylistrum balloti, 1447 nucleotides long. Its product is annotated as calponin homology domain-containing protein DDB_G0272472-like. The record is from RefSeq and is a predicted model, not a curated record. The annotation marks the transcript as partial. Lineage: Eukaryota; Metazoa; Mollusca; Bivalvia; Pectinida; Pectinidae. The transcript is spliced from 4 exons.